Exophiala viscosa is the source of this 1070-nucleotide messenger RNA. RefSeq names its product ClpP/crotonase-like domain-containing protein. Gene Ontology annotation, biological process: fatty acid beta-oxidation. Gene Ontology annotation, cellular component: peroxisome. The transcript has a single exon. The record is from RefSeq and is a predicted model, not a curated record. Lineage: Eukaryota; Fungi; Ascomycota; Eurotiomycetes; Chaetothyriales; Herpotrichiellaceae. Gene Ontology annotation, molecular function: delta(3)-delta(2)-enoyl-CoA isomerase activity. Bases 315 to 1055 code for a protein of 246 amino acids.
GGGAACCGACUACUGGAAGCAGAUUUGAAUUGGUUCCGAACAUAAAGAUGGUAAGUUCAUCGUAGGCGAAUUGACCGAGGUUAAGAUGUGUCUCUGUCAAUCUGGAGUAUCGUUCCCCGCACGCUCUUUCGGCUCCAACCUUUGACCAUUGGCACCAAGCGAUCUCUGAACCCAUUUCGCAGUCGAGCCAACUUGCAACAUAGCAAAGGUCAAGCAGAAAACCAAGCUCAGUGAAACAUCGAGCGCAAAUCCGGAAGUUGAGAAGAGACUCGAUAUAUCUCAGCCUUAUCGACUGCCAUCGAAGGCUUACCAGCAUGGCUCCCAACUUCCCCAACCUUACCAUAGAAUCCCCGGCCUCAGCGCCCGGGGUACAUAUCAUCACCAUGAACAAACCAGAGGAGAACCGCCUGAACGUGGCCUUUGCUCAGACAAUCAUCUCUGCCCUACGGUACAUCGAGACCGAGUUGAUCAAGCCCGACUCUCCAGGCGCCGUCAUCAUAUCCUCCUUCUCCGACAAAUUCUGGUGUACAGGUCUCGAGCUCGACGAGUCCGAUAGAAACAUUUUCGCCAACGCCGAUGGCUUCUACCCUCUUCUCGCUACGCUGGUUGACUAUCCUUAUCCGACCAUUGCCCUGAUCACAGGACACACCUUCGGCGGCGCAUGCCCGUUCAGUUUGUCCUGCGACUACCGUAUCAUGAACAGCAAAAGAGGCUUCAUCAGCAUGCCACCCGUGAAUCUAGGUCUGCAUUUCGACGGCAUCGGCGCGUUACCUCGGCUCAAGCUACAUCCGCAGAUCGCGCGGAAGAUGCUGCUCGAAGCGCACAAGUGGACCGGCGAGGGUGCCUUGAAGGACGGCAUUGUCGAUGAGAUCGCUCCACCGGAGAAAAUGAGACAGCGGGCCAUCGAGUUUGCAGCCAGCAUCGCUCCUCGAGCUACAAUGGGUGUCUACGGAUUGCUCAGGUCGGAACUAUGGGGUGAAGCUUUAGAGAAGUUCAAAGCCAUCAGCUACGUGCAUAGGAAGAGAGUAGGCACAGCUGCAAAGGCAAAGAUCUAGGUACAUAAUCUAUCA